AUGGCUCUGACCGUUCUGCUGCUGAUAGGUCUUGCUGCCGUGCUGGGACCGUCUGCCGGACAGCAACCUGACAUUGCUUCUGUGUCGACGGAUCGUCCUGAUCAGCAAAAGGAGAUUACGGACGUGCAUAAUGAUUUCCGGCGUAACGUGAAACCAAGCGCCAGCAACAUGCUGAAGAUGAAAUGGGAUCCAAUCGCUGCCGACAAGGCUCAACUCUGGGCAAAGGAGUGCACUUUCCAGCAUAGCCCGGUAACACAAAGAACCAUCGACGGAACGCCAUGUGGGGAAAAUCUCUACAUGUCAACUGGGCUUACCACAUGGCCUAAAGCGAUUGAUGCUUGGCACAGUGAGGUGAAAGAUUUCAAGUACGGUACUGGGAGCACAACGGGUGCUGCAAUCGGCCAUUACACACAGGUGGUUUGGUACCGGUCCUCCCGAAUUGAUUUAGCCAUGAUGUCGCCUACUGUCCCUUGUCAGGAAUAUACUUACCCUACGUUUGCCACUACUGUCCCAUCGCGUCGCGCCAAUCCUUGCCCACAUAAUGACAAGUUUGGGAACUGCCCUGAUUUGAAACGUGAUUCCGGAUGCGACCAUCCCCAGGUGAAGGAGUGGUGCCCUGCCAGUUGCCAAUGCACCAACGAAAUCAUAUAA
This is a messenger RNA of Sphaerodactylus townsendi, 651 nucleotides long. RefSeq names its product cysteine-rich venom protein-like. The record is from RefSeq and is a predicted model, not a curated record. Gene Ontology annotation, cellular component: extracellular region. The coding region runs from base 1 to 651 and encodes 216 amino acids. The transcript is spliced from 6 exons. Lineage: Eukaryota; Metazoa; Chordata; Lepidosauria; Squamata; Sphaerodactylidae.